This is a messenger RNA of Gigantopelta aegis, 1277 nucleotides long. RefSeq lists its product as uncharacterized. Bases 87 to 1007 code for a protein of 306 amino acids. Lineage: Eukaryota; Metazoa; Mollusca; Gastropoda; Neomphalida; Peltospiridae. The transcript has 8 exons. The record is from RefSeq and is a predicted model, not a curated record.
UUCGGAACUCCGAAGUGUACAUGCCAUAAAAGUUGGUUUAGCGUUGAUUUUAAUUUAAAUUUAGGAGACUACAGGCUUUUAAAGAUAUGACCCUUUUGCAAACCAUCAUUGGAGUUUGCACACUCAUCUUUGUUGGUGUGAAUUUCACAGAAGGUGAUAAGGGCGGCUAUUACGAAUCUCAAGGACCUUUGUUUUCGAAGGACAACAAACACGAUUCUCUAUCGAUUAAGAUGACGACGGAGGUGCGCAAUAGGAUGUUCAAGAUAACCUGCACCGUGGUGAAGUACACGAUACCAUUCCAAAUCGUUGGCUUUCAACACUUCUACUUCUACAACCUGUUGGUGAGGAAAACAUCGGGUAAGCGCGUGUCCAAGUCGACGGUAGUGUGGACCAUGUAUCCUUACAGCUACGAAGACAUUGGAAUCUACACCUGUUUUGUUAAAAAUAACAUCACUGAAACCGCAGUCACGUUAAAGCCAAUAUUGAACAUACCACCUCUACUGGCUCCGUACGAAGACCAAAAGGAACUGAUUAUGGCUUCCGUUGGCGACACGAUACUUCUGAAUAAAACCAUACUGCCCACGUGGAAGAGAAUCGUCUAUUGGAAUUGGACAGAUCCGAGCGGACGUAUCAGAAAGGGCAGACAAAAAGAUGUCUUCCUACAGCUGGAGAUCCACGACAGGUCAUUUCCCGCAAUGGGCCCCACAUUCGGCUUGCAGGUGUAUGCAGUCAAAGAGGCGGACUUCGGAACAUAUACACUAAAGGUGUGCGACAUCGCUUCCUGCAAUACAUUUUCCACAGUGGUACAAGACAGAAGUCCUCAACACGUGAAACAGAGCUUAACGGCAGGGGUUACAGUGUCAGUGGCGGCCAUAGCAGUAGUGGUUGUAGUGGCAGUAGGAGCUGUUACUGUCCCUGGAGCUUGGUAUAUAUACAAGAGACGUCAACGGAGUGGGACACACGAAAACAAACGGGAAUUUGACAACGCUGCGUACAAAAACGCUUAGUAAUGGGUCGAGAAAAACGCAAAAACUGGGAGCACUGCCGGCACCAAAGUCGACGUGGUGAAGAAGUGGAGACAGAAAGACAGAGAUUUAAGAAGAAUUCUGCCCUGUUAGAACAACAAGGCAGUAAGUGACGAUCGGCAAUAAAAUGAGUUGAUUAUUAAAAAAAUAUAUAUAUUAUUUUGAAAGUAAAUGUCAAAAUAACAUAGCCAGAUUUAAAGCGACAGACCCUAGUUUUUAUACACUACAACAUAUUUUUCACUAUUAAAGCCG